Soboliphyme baturini is the source of this 228-nucleotide messenger RNA. Lineage: Eukaryota; Metazoa; Nematoda; Enoplea; Dioctophymatida; Soboliphymatidae. The record is from the annotation of a GenBank genome assembly.
AUGCCUGCCCCGCCUACAGCUUUCGCUGACUGCACGAUGGAAGCGGCGAUGGGCUAUGUUCGACGACGCAGGAGGGUGUUGCCUACUUUCGGUGGACCGACCAGAUCGCUUCAUCAUAUUUUAGCCUGUCAGAGUCGAGACGCUGGUGUGGUUCCACCAGGCAAUGUUGACGCGACAUGGCUGAUUGCAAUCGAGGUUUCUCUGCGACUGUUUGGUCAUCAGAUCUAG